This is a messenger RNA of Armigeres subalbatus, 660 nucleotides long. RefSeq lists its product as uncharacterized. Lineage: Eukaryota; Metazoa; Arthropoda; Insecta; Diptera; Culicidae. The record is from RefSeq and is a predicted model, not a curated record. The coding region runs from base 1 to 660 and encodes 219 amino acids. The transcript has 2 exons.
AUGGAGGAAUUAGUCCGUGAUCGAAAAUCCCUUGAUCCUCGGAUCAAACGUAUAUCCGAUGUGGUGGUCAAAUUGAAGCCAGAAACGGCUGAAGAAACCGAGAUUCAAACGGAGCUAGAAGUGCUCGGUGAUAUUUGGGCUACUUAUGUGCUAAGAGUGAUAAAAGAUCGUGUUGGCAGUAGAGAAGAGCGAUCGAACAGUGCGGUGAUAAAUCAACUUGCACAGCAGCAAGCCGAGUUAAUUCGGUUGAUGUCAGAUCGAAUGUCCGUCGGCGCGAGUACAUCUUCUGCUGCUUUAAGUGCUGUACCUGCCAUACCAUUGUCGGGUCUAAAACUACUGCGUAUGAAUUUGCCUGUGUUCAGUGGAAACUAUCUCGAGUGGCAAUCUUUCAUCGAUCUGUUUCGUAGCAUGGUUGAUCAGAACCCUUCCCUAAGAGAUAGCCAAAAAUUAUACUUUCUCAAAACCAAUCUCUCCGGUGAAGCGGCGUCGCUCAUUUCACAUCUCAAAAUUGAGGAUGCAAAUUACGCUCCUGCUCUGGAAAAGCUAAAGUCACGCUACGAUAAACCACUAGAGAUAGCCCACAAGCACAUCGCACGCUUUCUGAAUCAACCAUCAGACGAUGACAUCACCGUCUGCCGAUGGAUUGCGCUCUCUACAUGA